Molecule: messenger RNA, 777 nt
Organism: Vicia faba (fava bean)
Lineage: Eukaryota; Viridiplantae; Streptophyta; Magnoliopsida; Fabales; Fabaceae
Source: the annotation of a GenBank genome assembly
AUGAACUUUGCUGCACCAUCACUUGGUUCUGUUGGUGGUAGAUCUGCUGCUAGAGCGUUUGAGUUUGGAAGAACCUAUGUAGUCAGGCCUAAAGGUAAACACCAAGCAACCAUAGUUUGGUUGCAUGGCCUCGGGGAUAAUGGCUCCAGUUGGUCCCAGUUAUUAGAGACCCUUCCUCUUCCCAAUAUUAAAUGGAUAUGUCCAACUGCUCCUACUCGACCAAUGUCUGUAUUUGGUGGCUUUCCUUCUACAGCCUGGUUUGAUGUGGAAGAGCUUUCUGAAGACGCUCCCGAUGAUCUUGAAGGUUUGGAUGCUUCAGCCGCACAUGUUGCCAAUUUGUUGUCUACAGAACCCGCAGACAUUAAGCUUGGUGUUGGAGGGUUUAGCAUGGGGGCAGCGACUGCCCUUUACUCUGCAUCCUGCUUUACUGCUGGAAAAUAUGGGAAUGGCAAUGCUUAUCCAGCCAACAUAAGUGCUGUUGUUGGUUUAAGUGGCUGGCUUCCAUGUUCAAAGACUUUGAGUGACAAGUUACAAGGUGUAGAUGAAGCUACAAGGCGUGCUCAGUCUUUUCCCAUUUUGAUGUGUCAUGGAAAAGGUGAUGAUGUGGUUCCAUAUAAGUUUGGUGAGAAAUCGUCGAAAUGCUUAAGUUCUAAUGGAUUUCAGGAUGUAACUUUUAAAGCUUAUAAUGGGCUUGGCCACUACACAAUUCCAGAAGAGACGGAUCAUGUUUGUGCUUGGCUAACAUCAAAACUGGGACUUGAGGGCAAUGCUGCCUAG